CGAUGCAAAAUAACAAACAUUUGACUUAACUCGCUCAAAAGUGAUACCAAAGGUGCAUGUUAUCUAAUUCGUUCGUUGGGUCAGUUUGAGUGCUCCAGAAUGCGUCCCCCAAGCCAGUACAACCAGGAAAUCGCCACGGAGGCCGACAACGAAGAGCCCGACCCCAGGUUGGUGUCGAUGAUGAUCUGCACGAGGUUGGCAGGAAGGGCUGUGAUAAGGGUUGUUGGACGGUGCAACGAGGCGAAAGAGAACGAAAAUCUCGAUCUCUCGAACUGUCAGUUGAUGCAAGUGCCAGAUGCGGUGUACCACCUCAUGAGGCACACCGAAUUAAAAACCUGUGAUCUAAGUGACAAUGUGAUUACCAAGAUACCUCCAAAGUUCGCAGCCAAAUUCAACCUCAUAACAGAUCUUAACUUAUCACACAAUCAAAUGGCUAAGUUGCCUGACGAAUGUGCGGAGAUGGGCAACCUGGAAAGGCUGGAUAUAUCACACAACACAUUCAUUUCCUUACCAAAUUGUAUAUUUAAGAUACCAAAACUUCGAUUUUUAAAUGCCAGUAAUAAUCACAUAGUUGAUGUAGAAAUAGAGUGUCUAAAUGAAGCUCCAUCGUUAGAAACAGCAGAUUUUACCAAUAAUCCUCUAGCACCUAGAAUUCACGACCAGUUGUCCAAUAUAACCAAAAUUAGGAUAUCAUUAUCUCUGAGAGAGAAAGAGGACUGGGAAGAUCUCACUAUAUAAGUUUAACUCCUCCUAACUGCCAUUUUACAAAGAAUCGAAAUAAUUAAAAAUAAUUUGUUUCCUGUUUUAAGUUGGGACACUAUGUGCAAUAUAAAGUGAUAUAUUUAUAAAUAGAGAAAUUUUUGCUGUAAGUCUGUUAAGAAGCGUUUCUCUAAAAAUCAUUUUGUAUUAAAAAAAAACUAAUUGAAAUUGAUAUUUUCAAAUGGGGAAGAAACGUUUUAUACAACAGACUGUAAUUUAUUUGUAUAUAACUGAAGAAUAAUGUAUUAGUAAAAUAUGACCUAUGUAUCAUGUUAUCGUAGCCCACAGGGCAGAAUGAAUAUUUGAAGAUUUUGAUACAAUUUUGUACUUUACCAAAAAUAUGAAAAAAAUACUCGUGCCAAAUUUUCCUGUUGGUACCUUUCCUUCAAUUUUGUGAUACAUAUGGGCAUUUUAACUUAUCGACGAGCUAUUUUUAAUUAUUUUCAAGUAUGGUAGCUCAUCCUAUGGGUGCUGAUAGAAGACCUAUAGAUUUUCUAGUGAAUUAAAUAAAAGUAUUUGUAUUUUUAUAAGCUGGUAUAAUAUACCUAAACGUAAGUAACUUUUCAUAAAAUUACUAAUUUACUGGUACUUAUUUUCAAGUACUCAAUUGUGUGACAAUUUUUUUGUACUGACUUCAAUGUAUUAUAAGUGUUGUUGUAUUAUUGUUCAUAAUUGUAUUUGAAUUUUGUAUGCAUUUGACAUUGAAUGGCCACCAUCUAGUCAUAUUGUGAUAGGGAUGCAUAAUGUCCUUCUUUGGUGUCUGGAUGUUCCACAGAAAAAAUGUCAAAUAAAAAAAAUAAUAACAA
Anoplophora glabripennis (Asian longhorned beetle) is the source of this 1565-nucleotide messenger RNA. RefSeq names its product leucine-rich repeat protein SHOC-2 (gene Sclp). The transcript has 3 exons. The record is from RefSeq and is a predicted model, not a curated record. Gene Ontology annotation, molecular function: protein binding. Lineage: Eukaryota; Metazoa; Arthropoda; Insecta; Coleoptera; Cerambycidae. The coding region runs from base 100 to 738 and encodes 212 amino acids.